AUGUCAACCCACACCUUCCCGCUCAAAACCCCUAAUGGCCGCGAACUUCUCGGCGGCGAUCUCCUCGCGCAGUCCCUCCUCGCCCUUGACGUACGCGUCGCCUUCGGUCUCCAUGGUGGCCAUCUCGAUGCCUUCCUAAUGGGAUGUGUGGACAUUGGCAUCGAGCUCAUUGAUACCAGACAUGAAACUGCAGCUAUUCAAGCUGCGGAGGGCUUUUCCAAAGUGAGUGGGAAGACUGGGUGUUGUUUUGUGACGGCGAAUAGUGGUUUUUGCAAUGGACUCCCAGGGCUGGCAACAGCAUUCGCAGACCGCAGUCCAAUCCUCUGCAUAACAUCCUCGCCCCCCCUACGCGACGCGGAAACAAACGCGCUCCAAGGUUUCCAUGACCAAGUAGUGCUAUCGAAACCUAUUACAAAAUUCUGUCUUCGGGUUACCAGCGUUGGUGAGAUCCCGCGGCUCGUGAGUCUUGCCUGGAGAACAGCGAGUGCAGGCCCCCCUGGACCCACGUUACUGGAUUUCCCGAUCGAUGUCCUGUUUACGCCGGUUAGAGAGGAGGAUGUGGCGUGGGGUGGGAUAACGGCGCCAAUGGUUGCGGUGCCGGGACCAGGUGGCCGGGCUGUGAGGGAUGUGAUAGGGAUGGUGAAGGCAAGUGUGAGGCCGGUUGUAAUUGUUGGAACCGGGGCGAAAGGAGCCGUCGAGAAAACUAUCUCCCUCGCCGAAAAAAUCGGCAUCCCCAUCUUCCACACUCCCAAAUUCAGCACCGCCAUCCCGUUCUCACACCCCUUCUGUGCCGGCUCAGCCCUAACCUUAGGUCUUCUCACCGCAACCAACAAGCCGCAACCAGACCUUGUCAUCAUUCUCGGAGCCCGUACAGGCUUCCUACUUGGUGGGAGAGGCGGCGCCAUCAUCCCAACCUCUGACUGCAGAAUCGUCCAAGUUGACAUCGACGGCUCUGAAAUUGGACGUUCGGAGCAUGUGGAUUUGGGUAUUGUAUCAGAUAUCGAGUUAUUUACAUCCGCGCUGUUGAAGGAGGUGGAAGCUAGCGAGAAAUUUAGAGUUCCUGAAGAGUGGAUUCGCACGGCAUUGAGUUUAAAGUCAUUCCGCGCGCCGCAUAAUGAGAAAGAACCGAUUUUGGACACGACUAAUGGCCAUUUACAUCCGUACCACGCGGUCAAAAAGCUGUUCCAGUGCAUCCCAGACGAUAGUAUCGUUUGCAUUGAUGGUGGCGAAUCGGGAGGUUGGGCAUUGCAGUGUUUGCCAGAAGCGCACGCGCAUUUGAGCAUGGUAUGUACAGGCUACCUCGGGUUUCUGGGGAACGGGUGGGGAUAUGCGCUUGGGGCUGCGGUUGCGGACAAGAGUAGGCUUGUGGUGAAUAUGCAGGGUGAUGGGAGUGCGGGAUUUCAUAUCGCGGAGUUAGAUACUUACGCAAAGUUUGGGCUGAGGGUGUUGACGGUAGUUGUGAAUAAUAGUUGUUGGGGUAUGAGCUGUGCGGGCCAGGAACUCAUCUACGGAAAUAUUUCCGACGCUCGACCCGCUGCGAAACUCCGCCCAGAGACUCGAUACGACAUCAUAGCCGAAGGGUUCGGCGUCUCUAGCACAAUUAUAGAUGCUACGGAAACUAUUCCGCCAUCUCCAUCAGAUACCCGUAGGAAAUCGUUCAAGGAGCUUGGCUUUAGCGAAGACGAGAAGAGCAAGAAGGUAUUGGAUGCGAUUGGCGCGGCUGUGGAUGAGGUGGUGCACAUGGAUGGACCAGGAUUGAUUGACCUGAGAGUAAGUCCAUAUCCUUUCCAGGAUAUGACGAUGGGGAUGGUGGGUGCGACGAAUGAUCCAGAUGUGAUCGUUGUGCCGUAUUAUGAUAAUUUGCCGAGGCCGUAUUACAAAGAGAAGAAAAAUGUGCGCAUUAAUUAAAGGAGGAACGUGGAACGUAAUCCCUGUAAAUAUGAUAACGACGAGGUGAUUUAAGGGAUAUCAGGUUGGAUAAGUGGAUGAUAAUAUUUUGUGCG
Lindgomyces ingoldianus is the source of this 2003-nucleotide messenger RNA. RefSeq names its product acetolactate synthase I/II/III large subunit. Gene Ontology annotation, biological process: L-valine biosynthetic process. Lineage: Eukaryota; Fungi; Ascomycota; Dothideomycetes; Pleosporales; Lindgomycetaceae. The coding region runs from base 1 to 1908 and encodes 635 amino acids. The record is from RefSeq and is a predicted model, not a curated record. The transcript is spliced from 3 exons. Gene Ontology annotation, molecular function: flavin adenine dinucleotide binding; magnesium ion binding; thiamine pyrophosphate binding. Gene Ontology annotation, cellular component: mitochondrion; acetolactate synthase complex.